Gekko japonicus is the source of this 6036-nucleotide messenger RNA. RefSeq names its product protein phosphatase, Mg2+/Mn2+ dependent 1E (gene PPM1E). Bases 104 to 2107 code for a protein of 667 amino acids. NCBI's taxonomy places the organism in Eukaryota, Metazoa, Chordata, Lepidosauria, Squamata, Gekkonidae. Gene Ontology annotation, biological process: protein dephosphorylation; negative regulation of protein kinase activity. Gene Ontology annotation, molecular function: cation binding; protein serine/threonine phosphatase activity. The record is from RefSeq and is a predicted model, not a curated record. The transcript has 8 exons.
GGCUGCGAGGCGAGAGGGCGGGCAGGUGGGCGCUGAGGGGAGACGGUGCUCGCUCGCUCUCUCCCUCUCUCUCUCCUGGCUCCGCCGCCGGGAAUGCGAAGCGAUGGCCGCGGGCGGCCCCAACGCUGAGGAGCGAAGCUACUGCCGAUUCCUGGAGCUCUUCUUGGUCGAGUUCCGAGGACCUUUCGGAGAGGAUCUGCCCGCGCUGCCCCGGCCGCUCUCGGAGCACAUCACCGAGGAGGAGGUGGAGGGCGAGUGCCUGGACCUUUGCCUCCAGCAGCUCUACAAGUAUAAUUGCCCUUCACUUCUGGCAGCAGCUUUAGCUCGUGCAACGGCAGAUGAAGUACUUCAAAGUGAUCUCUCUGCACACUACUUACCCAAGCAUGAGGAUAGCCCAGAUGGAAUCAUACAAGUGGAAACAAUGAAGUUGGCCCGCACGGUGUUCAGCAAGCUCCAUGAUGUCUGCAGCAGCUGGGUAAAGGACUUUCCCCUGCAAAGGAAACUUCGCCGUUAUUAUGAAACAUCCAUUCACGCCAUUAAGAACAUGCGCCGCAAGAUGGAGGACAAACAUGUCUGCAUCCCUGACUUCAACACACUUUUCAACCUUGAGGACCAAGAGGAACAGGCCUACUUUGCAGUAUUUGAUGGCCACGGAGGGGUGGAUGCCGCCAUCUAUGCUUCUGUCCACCUCCAUGUAAACCUGGUGCACCAGGAGAUGUUCCAGCAUGACCCCGCAGAGGCCCUGUGCAAGGCUUUCCGAGUGACAGACGAGCGCUUUGUGCAGAAGGCGGCCAGAGAGAGAUUGCGGUGUGGAACCACUGGCGUGGUGACGUUCAUCCGAGGGAAUAUGCUGUAUGUGGCAUGGCUGGGUGACUCCCAAGUGAUGCUUGUGAGAAGGGGUCAGGCUGUGGAACUGAUGAAGCCGCACAAGCCUGACCGAGAGGAUGAGAAGAAACGCAUUGAGGCCCUUGGAGGCUGUGUGGUCUGGUUCGGGGCUUGGCGAGUCAAUGGGAGUCUGUCUGUCUCCAGAGCUAUUGGUGAUGCAGAACAUAAGCCAUAUAUCUGUGGGGAUGCAGAUUCUGCUUCCAUGGUUCUGGACGGAUCUGAAGACUACCUCAUUUUAGCCUGCGACGGUUUCUAUGACACCAUGAAUCCUGAUGAAGCAGUGAAGGUGGUGGCAGACCACCUGAAGGAGAACAAUGGGGACAGCAGCAUGGUGGCACAUAAGUUGGUGGCUUCAGCUCGAGAUGCUGGCUCCAGUGACAAUAUCACUGUCAUCGUGGUCUUUCUCAGGGACAUGAGUGCAGCAGUAAGUGUUAGUGAGGAGUCAGAGUGGACAGAAAACUCUUUCCAAGGCGGGCAGGAGGAUAACGGCGACGACAAAGAAAACCAUGGUGAUUGCAAGAGGCAGUGGCCCCAGCACCAGGUCUCGGCCCCUGCAGACCUAGGGUAUGAUGGGAGAGUGGAUUCUUUCACGGACAGAACUACCUUGAGUACAGGUUCCAGAAUUGACUUGUUGGAAGACCAAGGGUAUGUAGACUUAAGGAAAACAGAAGCUAGCAAACUUCAGAGUGCCAAACGCCUGUCCCCAGAUCAAGGGUUUAAUGCUGGUGUACCAAAGAGAGCAACCCUGGCUAAUGGUUUUUCAGCAGAGAAUGAGACGCUGCCUGAUGCUGCCCCUCCUACGUGUGGACACAGCAGUCUCCCAGGGCAGAUCUCUUUCCUUAGUUAUGGGUCUACGAGCCCGCACGAAUACAACAUGGUGAGUGAGACUCCCAUCUGUGUGAGGCUGGGGGGCGAGCCGUUCAAAUCUUGGGCCCAAAGAGCCUCCAUUUUCUCUCAUUUCCACCUCUGUGACACCAAGCGGUGGCAGCGGCUAGCCAGACUCAAGCCAAAGCUCCACACGUUUUUCUUUGAGCACCGACCACUCUCCCACCAGGAGUGCUUUGCUCUGCACUCACCUAGCAGUGCGAACGGCCACAGGAAUAAGUCACUAAGAAGCCGUCUCUGGCAAGGCUUCUCUAGCUGUUACCAGAGUCACGAUGAGGGGAUUCUCCUGAGCUACUGUAUACCAGACCCUGGGCUUCUCUGGAGCUGUAAAAAAUAAUGUGCUCCUUUGUGGUCCCCCCAUUCUCUUUAAAUAGUUAGGUUAGACGUUCACAGAAUGAGAAUUAAAAAACAAAAAGAGUGGGCGCUCCACUCGUGUAAAUAGAUCUAGGAAUAAAACAGUGUUUCAGUCUCAAAAAAUAGCAGCUGGCAUGCCAGUCUCUCUCUCUCUCUCAGCAAUGUCACAGACAUACACGUAUCUAAAGCUUCAUUUGCUUAUGGGAACUAGGUACUGUCAUUGACUCACCUGGACUAGAUAGGAAAGUAGUAUUUAUAAGAGAUAGCAAAAGAAAGGUGAAACCUGUUUGAGAAGAGUCUGUGGAGCAAUAUUUUCAGAAAGUCCAUGUUUUAAACCUGCCAGUUUUUGUAAGUGUGUUGGGGGAGUGGGCAGGAAGACUUCACUAGUCUGGGUUGCAAAGGGUUCCCUUUGGGGUUUAAGGUUAACAAAGCAAAAUGUAUAGCCAGCAAGAUGCUUUGCAGGUAUGUUUUAAAAAGCCAUAUGGGGGGUUUAACAGGUACUCUAGCACUACAUCCUGCCCAUCCCCUGUUAAAUAUCUAAUAAUACUCCGAUCAAGGUAUGAAUUCAGACUUCAGUGAUCCUCCCUCCCUUCUUGUAACAUUAAAAAUGAAGGCAAACUAAACUUCUCUGUAGGUUAAUAGUGACUAUUUUCUGUGGCUGGAGUCAAAAUUAUAUUGGCAUUUCAGUAGCUUGGGAGGAUAUAUUUUUUUUGGUGCUUAGUGACAUAUUACUUUUAAACUAAAAAAGUAAUCUUAAAUAAUGUGCAUCUAAUAGCAUCAUGGUCAGUAUUUUCCAUUAACAACUUCUCACUAAUCCUUUUUUUUUUUAAAUCUCAGGUGUCAAACCAAUCUAGAGCUAGUCCAGACACAAACAUGCUGUCUAUAAACUUACAGAACCAAAAGCUGACUGACAGUUCUGCUUUCCCAGUUCACUCCAGGGCAUCUAAAGGAAGUAGUAGGAGACAGCAGUAAUGCUGGUGUUGUCUUUGGCUCAGAUGUUGGGGCAGUUCUUGGUGUGUUUUUUUAGGGGAGACUAAGACUAAUAUGGGGGUGAAGCUCUUAGGAAUGCCACAAUGCAACUGGGAGUAAGGAGAUGGUUAAGGGAAUCUGCUGUUGCAGCAGCUGAAAAAUUAAAAGUCUGAAAUCAGUUGUGGAGUGGAUUACCUCUUGAUGGGCAAAAGCACUAAUUAAAGGGGGAAAAUGCAGUAAUUUUAGCACUAAAUACCAAACUUAGAAUGCAGAAAUAAAUCCAAGACAGGUGGCAUUUUAGAAAUUGCCUCUUGGCCACUAACAUUUGACAGAAUGAUCCCAACAUGAGGCAUUUCAUUUACACAGCUCUGAGUAUCCCACAUAAGUCCCAAGGAGGGUGCUUUAGACUUGAGUCUUGACAGUAUUGCUAACUAGUCUAUGUUGUCAUUAAUGCAGCUGCACAACACCAACAGUUUGCCUACAAGCUAGAAAUGCAGUCAGUCCAGAGGAAUUUCUUAAGGAUAGAGUUGUAGUGUUUCAUUGGUCGACUUCCUUGAAGAGACUUAUUGAAACCGUAGAGGAAAGCUUUAAAGCAAGUUGAAGAUCUCAAGACGUCUUUUGUCUUGGGGAGAAAUUUAAGGGCCUACUCCGUAUUCCAUUUGUCAUCCUCUGUGAGACUUCGGUGCCCUGUGUGACCAAUCAGGGACCCCGGAGGAGUGGCAGAAGAGCAGCCUGUGCAACAUCAGGGUAUCACUGCUGCCACCUUAAAAAAAAAACAAAAAAAAACCCCCUUCACAUUGGAGAAGGUAUGACUCAAGUCUCUGCUCCCUGACAGUUGUUUUCAUACAGUUGCACUUAGCUCUUUUCCACAGAGGUGUGUGUCAGACAUUCAUAACAGACUUCUUCCCUCAGUGCAGGCAUAAUUGAGAAGCUGUAGCCUCAAAGUAUGCUUUUGUGUUAAGAAAAAAGUGGGAAACAUCCCCCCCCCCCGAAUCUCUGUGGAUUCAUACAUGGGUUAUCUGCUGCUCAUCCUGUUGAUCCCUCCAGGAGGGAGGGAAGCUGCCAUCCAUUCUUAGUGUGGCCUGGUACAAGAUAGUUACAAACAGCAAGUGUUCAUUCCUUCAUUUCAUCAGUGAUAUAGAGUAUGUAAGAGCCAUUUGUGAAGCAAACCCUUUAACCACGGUAGAAUAUGUAUUUAAAAUUAGUUGUUGGUCCAAUAUAUGCUGCUCAACUUUACACACUAGGCAAAAAAAAAGCAGUGCUUUGUGACAGUGUUUUUUCUCUUAAUGCCACUAGUGAUAGGAAGUAGUUCUCUUCAGUUCAAACUCCUGUGCCCUUAUUUGCUGCUUGCUGACGUAAGCAAUAAGUCCCUUUCCUCUUUUUAACUGAAAAUGGUAUCUCACUGUUCUGUAUCUUGUACUUUGAUCCUCUAGCUGGUGAUAAUGUACAAAAAAAGUAUAGGAAUCUAAUUGUAUUUAUUGUUAAUGUUGGUUGUCUGAAGUGUUUUGUAAAUCUGUGUAUUUCAGUAGUGGUGACAUUUGCGUAACAAGAACCUUUCCAAUAAAGAGCUGCAGAAUCCCUGGAGUUUACACAAUCCACAUUAGCUGGUAGGAAGUUGGUAGAGUAAACAAGGUUAAGUAGUCUGUCAUGGCAGGAGACUCGUGGCAGUUCAAAGUCUGCUUGAGUUUAUUCACUGUGAGUUUUGCGGGGAUUCCUGCAGUCCCCCUCUGAUGUACGAAUUCUGAGUACGGCAGGAAAGGGAGCAGCGGCAGCAGCGGAGGAAGCCAUUGAUCUAGUCCAAUUGCACUAAAAUAUUUAUACUUAGAAGUGCCAUCAAUUGUCCUUGUGAGUUUACAACCCUGGGAGGCAUAUUAUUUCCCUCUUCCCCAACCAUAGUCUCUGCAGUUUAGGCAUUGUUCUCCUUCUGUCCUUUCAUGCAGGCUGGACCAGAGUUCCACAGCUCCCUUACUAAAACAAUUUCCCAGUUGUACAACCGAACAAGGGAGAAAAGUUGCCUGAUACUUGCGGCUCUUGGUUCAAAAUGACAAGACAGGAGAAAAAUGGGACACACGUGGGAGUUCUCUUCCUCCUCCUCCUCCGGGCCUGCCUGCAAAACCUUCAAUCUACCUGGAAAGCACUAGUGCCCUCCCGGGCUUGUGCUUUUAAGUAUUCUACUGCCAGACAUAGCCACCAUACUGGAACGUUCUGUUAAGCCAGGAAAACUAUGCAGAGGAAGUUCAGCAUUACAUAAUGUGAGAGCUGUAUUCCAAGUAGCCCUUUUGCCCUGCCAAAAUUCUGUGGUAGCAGGGGAGAAGCUGAGCACCUUCUCUCCAAAGAACUAGCUCACUUGCAAAGGCAGACCAGAGUCAGGAUGCCAAGGCUUUUGGCUGUGUUUAAGUUAAGCCUCUCUGCACAUUAACUGCUCAAAAAAUCCUGCACCUGUCCAUCAUGUGCAACACACAUCUUCAAGGAACCCAAGUGACAAAGUGGUUUUUAUUCUUCUGUCACACCAACGAGUUUCUGUAACUACCAGUAUUAACCCUGAAGUGUCAUGAAAAUACACCUAACAAGUUUGUGUUUACUUAACCCCCUUGGCUGCUGCAUAUUUUCUUCUAGAAAAUACGGAUGAGUCAAACAAGAUUAGCUAGGUGUAGCGGGAAACCGGAGAUUCAGCUUAUUACUAAAACAUUAAAAUGCCAAGUGUAUUAUUGGGCUCCUGCGGAAAGAUACUUACGCUAUCAUGAAAUUAAUGAAGUGGGUCAGUUUACUGCAGAAGUGACUUAAUACUACUGUGCUAAGACCUAUUGGGACAAUUUUUCCUGUAGCUCACAAGUUCAGUUAGAAUGAUGUAUUAGCCAUAUUUUAUUUAUUAAAGCUGUUCACAAAAAGGUAAGGACUAUGUUCAACUUCUACCAGUAUCUUAAUAAAAACAGCAACUGUUAA